UUAUAGUAUCGUUCACAGAAAUCAGUUCGUAACUGGCCAUCGAGCGAGCUCUGUGUAUGUGAUCAUGUAUUCGAUAUUUGUUAAUGUUAUUAGGAAGUAGUGCAUUUGUAUAUAAAUUUUAUCUCUGCAAAGAGAAUAUUGCGCAGAUAUCAUGCUUCGAUAAUAUUUCACGAUUGAAUAAGCAUAUCAAUCCAUUUAUGAAAAGUGUGUAUAAAGAUCAAUUCGUGUAAAUAAAUGUUACCGGCGAAGUGAAUAGAAAGACAUUUUAUAAAUUGCCAGCUCUUAUAUUACAUGCAAAAGCAAUAUCAAAUAACAUAUCCGUAAUAAAACCUUGCGAGACGUCCGUAAUUGAAGACGUUCCAUGGGUCAAUAGUAUAGAAGAGAAUCUGUUCUGUAAUGGAUUUAUAAGUACUGCAAUUGUGAUAUAUGAACUCAGUCAGUGGAUGGAAGUUUGCGAAAGAACACUUUGCCUGGACUGAAUUUUAUGACAAAAAUUUAAUAAAUAUUUUUUUAAAAAAUAGUACAACAGUGUGGUGAGUUCAGAAGUGUGUUAGUGCAAUAAAGAAUUACCUAGAUUAAACAUAAAUGAAGUUUUAUGAAAUCAAUAAUGAUUUUUUAAACUAUUUUAAAGAUUUAGUAUUUAUUAACAAAAGGUUUUGGUUUGUGGAUUAUUAAAAUUGUGUCGUGACAGUUGCUUUUGAUCAAUAUGAUGGAUAAAUACUACAAUUCUUGUGGUUAACGAUACCGUUGUACUAGGAUUUUUGGAGUUUCACGUUUUUCUGGAGACCAAAGGAUUGAAGAGACGGCGGCAUGCCUGCGCUGCGCCUAUUUGGCCGGAAGUGGCUCGCCGCCUCGGAUGACUUGGUCUUUCCCUGUUUAUUCGAACUUCUCCUCAGGAUAAUAUGGCUUGUCUUAAUGUCUCUCGCCCUGGUGCGGUAUUGGGAUUCCACGCUGGGCUGCGACGGCGGAACUCCGGUGCGGGCGUACAUGGCCGGCACGAUAGCGGUGCUCUCGGCUGGAGCCGUCCUGCUGCUAGCGCUGAUCAACCGCAGCGCCCAGGGCACCAUAACCGACACUAGAGCCAGGAGGCAUGUGGCGCCUUUGCUGGCGGUUAAGAUAUUUCUGCACUUACCAGAGUUGGGGCUGAAUAUCUUGGGAACGCUCUGGGCUUUCAGUGAUGUCAUAGUAUGUCCUAACACCGAGCUAUUUUCUCGAACAGUCAUAGAAGCGAUUGUAUUAUUCAACUGGGUGCUUUUCGCACUCACGGUUUUCGGCCUCGCAAUGGUGUUCGAUCCUCUGGGUUCCACAUCAGCCAGUUGUUGUGUGCAGGGUUCUCCUGGUUCCACUGCUACGCCUUCGCAGUCGAACAUGCACCGAAAGCUGACGGCGCUCUGGUUGAAGAGGUUUCGCUGGGCGUGCUGCUGCAUGCGGAGCGAUGAACUUGGAAAUGAAGCUUUUCAGCAAAUCGCUGCUUUGCUCAGUACGUUGUUUCGAGGUACCGAUUUGGUGCCUUCUGAUGUUUUGGCCGGUUGCGUACUCCUGCGAGUGAGGCAAAAAAGAGACACACGUGAAAGAAGGCGAUUGCAAAUGUUGGCUGAAGAAGAACCACAAUAUACCACCGAUAUGCUUCGAAUAUUUUCAACCUGUCCUUCUUGGAUGAACAUGCACAUGGCCAAACAUUUUAUGAGGUUUUCAAUGGCCACUUACGGUUGGCCAUUCGUCAUGUACACUCAUUGCUGUACUGGCCUAUAUCGACUUAUGCGAAAAGCUACAUGCUGUGCUUGUUUCAGAUCGAAACCAAAUAUGGUUACAGACGACAAUUGUUGCCUUUGUCAUUUGGCUGGAGUGAGGUAUAUGUCACGUUUAAGAUCAGAAGACAUUCUGUAUGCAUCAUUUAGAAAUCAUGUUUUUGAG
This is a messenger RNA of Ctenocephalides felis (cat flea), 1914 nucleotides long. RefSeq names its product sn1-specific diacylglycerol lipase beta-like. Gene Ontology annotation, biological process: lipid metabolic process. The record is from RefSeq and is a predicted model, not a curated record. NCBI's taxonomy places the organism in Eukaryota, Metazoa, Arthropoda, Insecta, Siphonaptera, Pulicidae.